GCUGCAACACAAGUGUCAGAAUCCAAUCAAACACAAACCACCAACCAAAGAUGAACAUCCUACGACAGCUCAUACUCAGGACCAUCAAACCAAGCCUCUCAUCAUAUCAAUCAGUCCCACUCAAGCCAAUCCACCCUUUCAGAAUUCAACAACAACAGCAGCAGCAUCAGCAAAGAGCAUUCUCGAUCAGUCCCUCAGCCCAUUGGAAAUCGAUCGGAACACCCAAAAAGAACCGCAAGACGAGAUGUAAACUGAAGACUCAUCAGGGGGCAUCCAAGCGGUUCUUUGUGACGGGCCGAGGCCAAUUCAAGCGAGUCCAAGCGGGAACGCAACAUCUGAUGACCGGACUCAGUCAGACUCGCAAACGGAAGCUCAAGCCGAUGGUGAUCGUCAAACGGUCCCAGACCAGUCUGUUGCGCAAGCUGCUCCCGUAUGCCGGCAAACGCGCCGGGUUCAGGAAACUCGAUCAAUCCGAAACCGUCUGGUGGCGUAGCGGGAAACUGCAGAAGUCCGGCGUCGCUCUCAAACAGGCUAUCCAACGCUCUCAUGCGCUCAAACGUUCCCAACUUCUCUCGACUCCUUCUUCUUCACCUGCAACUACGACUAUCUCAGAAUAAACUUCUUGCUCGUCAAUUCUUUCCAGUAAUCCACUUCCCAUAUAUAUAUUACCGUCUGUUCUGGUCCUGAGGGAGAGUCAAACGUCUAUCAGAAAUGCAUUCUUUUUAAUUACACUCCUAUGAGUCAGAAAAAACUCCUCUAGAACUUGCAUAACGAGAUGUUUUGUGCAAGAGGGUGAGAAGAAAAAAAAAUAGUGGAUAGUUGUAACGUAUAGCAGUGAGAUGUAGAAGAUUAUAAGCGUCGACCCUUG
Messenger RNA from Puccinia graminis f. sp. tritici CRL 75-36-700-3, 868 nucleotides. RefSeq lists its product as uncharacterized. Gene Ontology annotation, cellular component: large ribosomal subunit; ribosome. The transcript has 2 exons. Bases 51 to 617 code for a protein of 188 amino acids. Gene Ontology annotation, molecular function: structural constituent of ribosome. Gene Ontology annotation, biological process: translation. NCBI's taxonomy places the organism in Eukaryota, Fungi, Basidiomycota, Pucciniomycetes, Pucciniales, Pucciniaceae. The record is from RefSeq and is a predicted model, not a curated record.